Messenger RNA from Cyprinodon tularosa, 1489 nucleotides. RefSeq names its product tetraspanin-8-like. Gene Ontology annotation, cellular component: membrane. The record is from RefSeq and is a predicted model, not a curated record. The transcript has 9 exons. Bases 101 to 907 code for a protein of 268 amino acids. NCBI's taxonomy places the organism in Eukaryota, Metazoa, Chordata, Actinopteri, Cyprinodontiformes, Cyprinodontidae.
AUUACCUGAACACAUCUGUUCCUCUCCAUUUGUUUCUUCAAGAGCAAACUGUCAAAACGCUUGGUCUGUGUUCCCUGUUUGCUUAGCCCAAGUAGAGGAAAUGGGGAAAGUUAAUAUCCAUUUGAAAAGGAGCUUCCUUUGUUCAGUUGGUGUGAUUGCGGCUCUCAAUUUGCUGAUGUUGGGAUCCGCUAUUUUUGCUCAUGCGAACAUACAUUAUGAUGAAAAGACAGAGGAAACCACUUUGUGGCUGAAUGUAUCUUGUGUGUUUUGCACUACAACACUUGUCCUUGCCUUCUUCGGUGGGUUUGGUUCCUUGAAAGAAAAAAAGUGGCCAUUGAUAGUGUUUGCAGUUGGAAUGAGCGCAGGCUUCCUGUCAUUUGUUGCUUUAGAAGUUCAUGCUCAGGUUAUAAAAACCCAGAUGGAAGAUCAUAUAAGAAGUCACUUCCUGGACCUGCUGCCUCUAACUAAUGCCUCUCAAGACGAUUUAAAAAUGCUAAACAACGCACAGAUGCAAUUUCAGUGUUGUGGAGUCGAACAGGGUUACCUGGAUUGGAAGAACAACAUUUCACAAACUUGUCUGUGUCAUAAUAUGUCAAUAAAUCCAUGUGUGCCAGCUCCAAAAGGCAGCUUCCAGUUUACAGUGGAAGGUCCUGAAGAUCAGCCCAUCAUGAUUUAUUCAAAGCCUUGUAUUCCAUUGAUUAUUGAAGAAACCUAUUUUUAUCUUAAUAUCUCUUCUUGCAUCCAUGCGGGAUUCAUGAUAUUAUGGAUGUUGCCAAUAGGGUUGUGCAUUGCGAUUCUGUGUCAAAUCAAUAAGAAGCUGGAAACUCCUGAGGUGGUCUACAGUAAGGAAGCAAGAGCUGGAAAGUACAGUUGUCUUGUAGAGACCCCAGAUGAUUACAUUGCAUGAUUUCUGUGGUUUCAUUUCCAUUUUCUUCUCGACAUGACUGAAGGUACUGUAUAAUUAGGUCAAAAUAUAUGAAACUUUGCAAUAUUAAACCAACAAUCAGGUUCAGCUUUUUGUAGAAAUUUGAGCAAACAAAUGUAUUUAAUAUCAUAUCAUUUAAGGGAAGGGUGGACUGGAUUGUGAUUUAAUAAAAAUUAUCGUUUAAGGACCAGAUCCAUUUCAAGAAAUACACAGAAUCAUAAUAACAAACCCCUUAUAGGCGUCCAUGGUCUGUAAGGCUAAGGUUUUCUUAGAUCUAAUUUCACAGCCUUUAUUUCAGCGAAAGAAAUGUGAUUUUUGUCAACGCACUAAUGCAUAACUUUCUGCAAGAGAGGAGGGAGAUAUUUAAGAGUUAAAAUUUUUCUUUUUUUUUACUUGUUAGUUUUUGUAGUUCUACUUAUACAAAUGUUUUUUAAUAUUGUUCUAUAUUCUAACACAUUUUGUAAUAACUUUUUUUUAUAUUUUUGAAUGCUUGAGAAAAAAAAAAUUAAUUUCACAGCUGUGAGUUGCUUCUGGACUAUUAAUAAAGCUCAUUGUGCUGCAGAA